AUGGCCAUAGAGAUGGUCCCAGUCCCUGUGGGAGCCGACGAUCCUUCGGCUGUCUCGUCCAUUAGAAUCUUGACCCUGAACUGCUGGGGACUUAAGUACCUCUCCAAGUACCGGGCAGAACGUCUCGCGGAAAUAGGGAAUCGCAUAGCCAGCUACUCCCCCGAGCUGGACAUUGUCGGCUUGCAAGAAUGCUGGACGUUCGCCGACUACCUGGCCAUCCGGGACCGCACGCGAUCUAUCCUCCCACACGGCAAGUUCUACCACUCAGGCAUCUUUGGAGGAGGGUUGGUCAUUCUCAGCCGGUGGCCAAUCAGAGAGUCCUCGAUGUAUAGGUACCCGCUGAAUGGGCGGCCAACAGCAUUUUUCAGAGGCGACUGGUUUGUCGGGAAGGGUGUGGCAUGUGCCACAAUCUCACUGCCCGACGGCCUCCGCAUCGAAGUCUUCAACACGCACUUGCACGCGCCUUAUGAGAAAGAGCCGAACGACAGCUACAUCUGUCAUCGCACGGCCCAGGCAUGGGAAAUCGCGAAAUUGAUGCGAGCAGCCUCGGAAAGAGGCAGUCUGGUCAUCGGUCUCGGAGACUUCAAUAUGGUCCCUUUGAGCUUCGCACAUGUCCUCCUCGAGAGUCGAGCGGGUGUCCGAGACGUGUGGAGGGUCUUGAAGCCGGGCAGCAGCGUGGGUGCGAGCGUCGACCCGCCCGAGAGGGAGCGAAGGAAACGCAUGGGUGAAAAGCAUACUCCCGAUGUGGAUCAGAGUCUACUUGAACACGGCCACACCUGCGAUUCGGUGAUGAAUACCUGGCGCUGGGACAAGGCUCAUCAAAAACUCCUAGAGAAAGGCCUCGACCGGCGCAUUACAGGAACCGAUCCGGACCCGAAGGCGAAGCGACUGGACUACAUUUUCUUCAGCGGUGUCGAUAGAGGCUGGAAGGUUUCGGACGUAAAGGUUACAUUUGCUGAAAGACACCCAACGUUGCUAUGCUCGCUGAGCGAUCACUUUGCGGUAUGCGCAACCGUCGAGAGAACGACCAAGCAGCCGACGACGGCCGCGAGGCUCGAAGUCCAUGGAGCAUUGCACGACUCGGAGACGGAAGAGCCAAGUCUUGAGAUUGCAGAAUUUGAGGACACUGAUCUCCAGAAGGCAACCUCUAGUCUACCCACGCAAUACCAUCUCGGACAGGACUUCCACAACGAUAUCCUUGCCAUGAUCCACAAGUACACUUUGCGAGAAAGGAAACAACGACGAUAUCGUCUCCUGCAUUUCGUCGGGUCUGCUCUGGUCUCGAUCGGAUGUUUUGUUGCGGUUUGGUGGUCGCCGCACAAUUACGUCUCAUUCAUCUUGAUUUUACUGAGCAGCUUGGGCCUGAUGGCUGGAACAGUGGAUGGAUUAAUCGGAGGCCUCUUCGUAGGGUCGGAGCUGAGAGCCCUGGCAGAGUUCGAGUGGGAAAUUCGGAACUCCUUAAGUCAAACGGGCGGACCAGUUGUGGAAGACCGACAAUUCAGAGAUUGGUAUGACUGA
Messenger RNA from Capronia epimyces CBS 606.96, 1518 nucleotides. RefSeq lists its product as uncharacterized. Bases 1 to 1518 code for a protein of 505 amino acids. The record is from RefSeq and is a predicted model, not a curated record. The transcript has a single exon. Gene Ontology annotation, cellular component: cytoplasm. Lineage: Eukaryota; Fungi; Ascomycota; Eurotiomycetes; Chaetothyriales; Herpotrichiellaceae. Gene Ontology annotation, molecular function: sphingomyelin phosphodiesterase activity.